AUGUCAAUGAUCCUAGUAAAAUUCACCCGCCUACCCAUCCCACCACACACAAUCGAUAUCCACAAUGCCCGCGAAUACGAGCCCUGGUACGAAGCAGUCGAAAUCUCACACGCAAACGACGCUAGAGAAACCUGGAAAAACAUAUCCCGAAACAUCACCUCCUCAAUUCAUAACCACCAUCGAAAUUACAAGUACUGGAACUACAUCAUCGAUAAAAUGGAAGUAAUGUGGAAACUUGGGCUCACGGAGACGGCGCCCCAGUUGCUUUUUGCGUAUAGUAAGAAUGAGAAUUAUCUCGAUUUGCAUGAUGGUCAGCAUGAGAGGAUUGCGACGGCGUUGAGUUGGCAGAAGAGGGAGAGGGGUGAUUAUAUGCAUGUUACUUAUAAAGCUGGUCCUUCUAGUCAGGGUCAUGUUGGGAUGGUUUCUUUUAUGGAGCCUUAG
Sclerotinia trifoliorum is the source of this 441-nucleotide messenger RNA. The record is from the annotation of a GenBank genome assembly. NCBI's taxonomy places the organism in Eukaryota, Fungi, Ascomycota, Leotiomycetes, Helotiales, Sclerotiniaceae.